This is a messenger RNA of Phyllopteryx taeniolatus (common seadragon), 4281 nucleotides long. RefSeq names its product immunoglobulin-like and fibronectin type III domain-containing protein 1. Gene Ontology annotation, molecular function: protein binding. The transcript has 25 exons. Lineage: Eukaryota; Metazoa; Chordata; Actinopteri; Syngnathiformes; Syngnathidae. The record is from RefSeq and is a predicted model, not a curated record. Bases 160 to 4071 code for a protein of 1303 amino acids.
GAAGCUUCUCUAUGACAGACUCACUGGGCGCUGGCUCGCAAAGUUGUUUUUCCAAGGAAUUUAACAUCCAGUCAGAGCCAACAGGAAGAAGAUCUUUGAUCACACCUUAAAAAUCCGUCUCAGCGUCAGUCUCAGUGGGUUUGGUCCAUUUUUAGCAAAAUGUUGAAACGUUCAAAGGGUUCAGGACGCAAAGUCUGUUUCUCCCUCGUUCACCAGUACAUUCAACAUUUCAAUGAGAAAGCUGGCAACAAAUCAGCUGGAAUCCGGAGAAGAUCUAAAAUUCCUGGGGUGGUCAUCACACAAUAUACAGUGACCAUACCAGAGGGGAAAAGUUGCCCAGAUUUGAAACGUAAACUAAACCCAGUAAAUGUCCAAGAAGGGAAAUCAGCUGUUUUCAAGGCUUUGGUAAUUGGAGAACCCAAACCUGAAGUGACAUGGAAGAGAGUAAGAGGCAGCAUGUUAGACAAGGAAAAAUAUCAGACUAAAUACGAUGACGCAACGGGGGAGUACAUAUUGGAGGUUCGUGCAGUAAUGGGUGUAGAUGCAGACACAUACAAAUGCAUUGCAGUGAACGAAUGUGGAAAAGCUAUUUGCUCCACAGUAUUAAAUGUGACAGACCUUGUAACCGAUCCAUCAGAUUUCAGAAAAAUGCUGAGAAAAACGAAAACAAAUAUUUUAGAGGAAAACCAGAAAGAGAAACUCAAAGAAAAAAACGAGAGAUACCAGGACACUCUGGCGAGGGACUAUGAGGGACUAGGGACAAGAGACAUGCAUUUGAUCAACAUGAAAAUGGAGGAGAAGAGGCAGCGAGAAUGUCAGGUAUUAAAUCAGAAUGGAAUGAGUCCUGAUGAAGACUUAGUAACGAAAAAUGAACUUGUAAGUAGCGGAAGUGCAAAGGAUGCUGAAAACCUCACAAUUCCCAAUCUGGACUUUGUUGUCAAACUUCAAGAGGCAGUAACAGAAGAAAAAGACACUGCUCUGUUUGAAUGUGUCCUGACCCACCCACUCCCUAAGAUCACAUGGAUGAGCAACGGCAACGUGCUCGAAGAUAGUGAAAAAUAUAAAAUCAGUGUGUCAGACCACAAAAUGAUCCACAGGUUGCUGAUCCAAGACUGCUCAGACCAAGACAAAGGUCUCUACUCAGCUGUGGCUGGAACUGCCUCAUGCACAGCUUCAUUAGAUGUAGAAGCUGACCUCGAGGUAGCUGGUAAGAAGAAAACUGGAGGAGCAGGGACAGACCUCGAGGAAGUGGUCAACCAACAGCAAAUCAAAAACCAAGAAGAAAUGCAAAAGAUUUUGAACGCUGUCAAAGCAAAACAUGACGCAGGGGAACUGACAGAGCAGAGGACACUAUCCACUACUGGAAAAGAUGGAGAAAUAAUUUCCCUUAGUGGGCCUGUCAAAUACAGUGGAAGUGACCUGCAUGAUGCAAACAAUAAUAGCAACAUUCUCAACUCAAUGCUCAAUGCACUGUCACCAUCUACACAGCAGGUGGUAAGUGAUGGUUUUGGAACAGAAAAAUCGGAGGUGACCGAUGACAGUGAUGCAGGAAAUAAGCUGGAAGAAGCGACAGAGCUUGCACUCCAAGAUGAAAGCUUAUUUAAUGAAGACAGCGAGGCAAAAGAAAUGAUUGGCUUUGCCACACAACCGAGGCGUAAAAGAAUAGGCCCACUGAUAGAAGACACAGUCAUUGAUCCAGGGGUUCAGUUCAUCUGGGGAUUGUCUGACAUCAACGCCAUCAUUGGUGAGAAUGCAGAGCUAACAUGUAAGCUUAGCAAGGAAGACUGCGAGGGAAUCUGGUUCCGAGAUGGCGAAAAGAUCAUCACCGGUGACACAUUUAUAAUAUCUACAGAUGGUGCAAUUCAUAAAUUGCUCAUAAUGACAUGCCAGGAGGAGCACUCUGGGAAAUACCGUUUUGAGGUGGACAAUCGUAAAACAGAGGCGGUGGUCAACGUCAAAGAUCCUCCGAGGUUCGACCCAGAAGACCUCAGUACAUUCACUGAGCCCUUGAGAAUUAAAUUAGGGCACAAUGCAGUCUUUAAACUAAAUUUUCUUGGCUUCGAGCCCAUUAAGAUCCAGUGGUACAGAGAGGGAGAGGAGUUACAUGACGAUGCCAGCAGCACUAGGAUAGAUAAAGCAACCAAUCAGAGCCGCCUGUUGCUGAGCAGAUGCCAGAGAAGGGAUUCGGGUGAGAUCAAGAUCAAGCUAAAAAAUGAGCAUGGCACCACUGAGGCAAUAACACAGCUCAUUGUGCUUGACAAACCCACUACCCCACUGGGUCCUGCAGAGAUAACACUUAGUUCAGCUACAUGCAUUGAAUUUAAGUGGAGGCCUCCAAAGGAUGAUGGUGGCUCGCCCGUGCUGAAUUACAUCAUGGAGCGUCAACAGAUUGGGAGAAACACUUGGAAGAAAAUAGGGGAGAUUCCAGGCAUGCCCUUCUACCGCGACAAAGACGUGGACCGUGGACGCAAGUACUGCUACAGAAUUCGAGCUUUGACCUCAGAGGGAGUGAGCGAAGUAAUGGAGACUGAAGACCUGCAGGCUGGCAUACUGGCCUUCCCUAGUGCCCCUGCACCUCCAAAGGUGGUUAGUGCCUUUGAUGACUGCAUUAACCUUUCUUGGAGUGUGCCAAGUAAUACGGGAGGCUCACAAAUUCUUGGCUACAUUGUGGAGAAACGCAAAAAAGGAAGUAAUCUCUGGACUGGGGUCAAUGCUUCAAAUGAGCCAAUAAAAGAGAAGAAAUGUGCAGUGAAGGAUGUUGUGGCAGGUCUGGAAUAUGAAUUCAGAGUUUUGGCUGUUAACCUUUCGGGACCUGGGGAAUUUAGCAACCCAUGUGACUUUGUUUUCGCACGGGAUCCCAAAAAGCCCCCUGGUAAAGUUAUUGACCUAAAAGUGACAGAAACGUCUUACAACCACUUUGUCUUGACAUGGACCAAACCUAAGGACAAACCCGACGUACAGGAUGAAGCUAAAGGAUAUUUUGUUGCGAUAAGGAAUGCGCAGUGCCUAGAAUGGUCACGAAGCUUCACCAUCACCACCACCUACACUGUUAAAGGCCUGAGGGCAAUGGAUAUGUACUGGGUCAGAGUCAUUGCAACCAAUGAUGGAGGAGAGGGCGAAACUGAGGAGCUGCCCAACUAUGUCCUUGCAGUCCCGCCCCUUGUGAGACCAAAGUUUACGAACAAAAAGAUGAAAACAUUCAUGGUGGUGAGGGCAGGAAACACUGUCAGGGUGACCAUAACCUUUGAGGCUUCCCCACCACCGGACAUCAUGUGGCUCAAGGACAACGGGCCUGUGCCGAAGCGAGUCACCGUGAGUAACUCAGACGGCGCGUCACAGAUGUUGAUCCCUUCAUCGGAGCGGUCUGAUUCUGGCAUCUACUCUAUUUUGGCGAAAAAUAUGGCAGGACAGGAGACCUUCAGUACAGAAGUCAGGGUCACAGAUGAUCCUAAGCCUCCUGGACCAGUGGAAGUGGAGGAAAACGUGCCUGGCACAGUGCAAGUGACUUGGCAACCUUCUCCUGAUGAGAAACUUGAUGACCGGCUCCAUUACACAGUUUCUAAACUGGACUCAACCAAACACACAUGGACCAUAGUGUCCGACAGACUCUUCAAUAACAGGUUCACUGUCUGCAAUAUCAUGCCCGGGAGGGAAUACAAUUUCCGUGUCUACGCCAAGAACGACAUGGGUGUGUCGGCACCCUCUGAGUCACUCACCUGGGCGGUGGGGAGAAAGAAAGAAAAGCUUUCGUUGAUCUUACCGAACAGAGAAGAACGCGACCUGCGAUGUGCUCCGGACUUCAUCGUACCUUUGAAGCUUCACGCGGCACCGAAAGGCUAUGAAUGCUAUAUGAGCUGCGCUGUGACAGGAAACCCCAAACCUCGCAUCACGUGGUACCGAAAUCACGUCAACCUGAACACUAACACCAACUAUUACAUCUCAAACACCUGUGGAGUUUGCUCCAUGUUGAUCCUCAGCGUUGGCCCCAAAGAUGUGGGAAAGUACACAAUCACAGCAGAGAACGCCCUGGGCCGAUCCGAAUGUUCCACCAUGCUCAGUGUCAGAGAGUGAAGAAACUGACAGCAACCAGGAUUGUUUUUCUUGUUCCUUCUUAGUUUUUUCCCCCACCAGAUCUCUCAGAUGCUCUUGUUGAUGCGGUUGUGCUGCUUGGAUAUUAUCCAUCAGUUACAUGGCACGAUUUGUUGGCUUGUUACAAAAACUGAAAUAAAUGUUUUCCUUGUCAAGUUUUUGUGUAGUGAUUAAAUAUAUGAUUAUAUAUUA